Messenger RNA from Mus caroli (Ryukyu mouse), 981 nucleotides. NCBI's taxonomy places the organism in Eukaryota, Metazoa, Chordata, Mammalia, Rodentia, Muridae. The record is from RefSeq and is a predicted model, not a curated record.
GAUGCAGUGACUUAUGAUGAUGUGCAUGUGAACUUCACUGGGGAAGAGUGGAAUUUGCUGGAUCCUUCCCAGAAGAGUCUCUACAAAGAUGUGAUGCUGGAGACCUACUGGAACCUCACUGUUAUAGGCUACACUUGGGAAAACCAUCAUAUUGAAAGACAUUGUCAAAGUUCAAGAAGAAAUGAAAGGUAUGUAAGUAAUCAUAGUGGAGAGAAACUCUAUGAAUGUAAUGAACGUUCUAAACCCUUCUCAUGUCCCAGUCAUCUCCAAUGUCAUAAAACAAGACAAAAUGGAGAGAAAACACAUGAACAUAAUCAAUGUGGUAAAGACUUUCCAUCACCCAGUCAUCUUCAAUAUCAUGAAAGAACCCAUACUGGAGAGAAACCUCAUGAAUGUCAUCAAUGUGGUAAAGCCUUUAAAAAAUGCAGUCAUCUCCAACAUCAUAAAAGAACACAUACUGGAGAGAAACCCUAUGAAUGUAAUCAGUGUGGUAAAGCCUUUGCACAACUCAGUAGUCUCCAAUCUCAUAAAAGAACCCAUACUGGAGAGAAACCUUAUGAAUAGAAACUCCAUGAAUGUAAUCAAUGUGGUAAAGCCUUUGCACAACUCAGUAGUUUAAAAUGUCAUUACAGAACACAUACUGGAGAGAAACCCUAUGAAUGUAAUCAAUGUGGUAAAGCCUUUGCACAACUUAGUCAUCUCCAACAUCAUAAAAGAACACAUACUGGAGAGAAACCCUAUGAAUGUAAUCAAUGUGGUAAAGCCUUUGCACAACUCAGUAGUCUCCAAUGUCAUAAAAGAACACAUACUGGAGAGAAACUCCAUGGAUGUAAUCAAUGUGGUAAAGCCUUUGCACAAGUCAAUAGUUUAAAAUGUCAUAACAGAACACAUACUGGAGAGAAACCCUAUGAAUGUAAUGAAUGUGGUAAAGCCUUUGCACAACUCAGUAGUCUCCAAUGUCAUAAAAGAACACAUACUGGA